ACGUGAUUGCCGGUUGUUUACGUAAGGCGGCUGCUUCCUCCCUCACUAUCGUUUUUCAUUUUGUGCGACGAUUUUCUUGAAUUUGAUCGCUGAAGGUUCUGUUUUGGUGCACAUCAUCACAGCAAAUAUCAGAAUAACCUGCUGACCACUGGCCUGAGCGAUGGACCUGCCCAAUGCAGCAUUUCACCCAGGGUUUGGCGGGGGCCAGCAGCAGGCUGCAGACUCGGCGGCCGCGGAAGGAGAGGUGGCAUGGUACCUCUCUGGGGAGGUGUUCCGCUCUCUGGACCAGAUCGUGGCGUCUGUGGACGACUGUUUGGAGUCGCUGCCGAGACCGGUCCGGUCCGACUGUCCGGCGCCGCAGGAGCGGUUCGUGAUGCAGCAGUCAGCCGGCCAGGGCGUCGGCGCCGACACCGCCCGCUGCGUGCUCGUCAUGGAGGGGCCCGCCCUGGUGCAGGCUGAGCUGCAGGUCAAGAUCCACAAACACCCCAACACCAUCCACAAGACGUCGAUCCUGCCGGACGCGCCGUGGCUGCUGGUGCAGCUGCAGGACGCCGCCAACAUGCUGGCCGAGGCGCGCCGCUGCGCCGACUCGGCCGGCCGACAGCGGACUCAGGUGGAGGCCCGCCGGCGGGAGGGCACUCUGGAUGCCGGGUUCCUGCGCUGUCUGACGGCGCGGCUCUCCCACCGUAUCGAGGAGCUGAUGCUGAGACUCCGGCGCGGCCGUGAUGCGCUCAUCACACCGCGAAAACGCACCAUCCAGGACCACCUGAGCAGCGAGAACAUGAAGUCUCUGCGGCCGCCGCUGCCAGGUGAUAUCGCCAUCAGCUUUUACGUGCAGGGUCACCGGCUGGUGCUGGCCGUGUACCACCUGGUGCCGCAGCGGGGCAGCCUGCACUUCGACAUGUUCCUGGCCGAGUGUUGUCUCCCGCGACUCGAGGCCGUCCUCUCCGGCCUCACACGCACGUUCCAGAUGUGCCAGGAGGUGAGGCAGAAGCUAGCGUGGGCGGCACGCAGUCAGCGGAGCGGCCGGCCCGCCCCGCCGCCCACACCCCUCACCAACGGAGUCUGACCACGCCCCUAGGAUAGGGGCCGGCGGGAUGCAGUGCCGAGAGCGGAACAUGGCAGGGAAGUGGACCAGCUACAGGCCAUAUUUGCAGUAAGUAGAGCCAGACUUACAUAAGUAGCGCUAGAACAACUGUACCAUCAGAUCUCUCAAAAGAGGCUAUUUUUGUGGAUGCUCUCGCACCUCUGGCUUCUAUUGUCGUUGCCGGCUGUUGAUAGUCCUGUCGGUCGGAGAAAGUAAAUACGAUACACCUCUAGCGCCAUCUACGCAUAUCUGCUUCUCAACCUUCAAGCCUAUGCAUGUAGGUGGCGCUGGUGUAGCGCCGGUGCUCUGUAAAACGCACACAGCUCCACCAGCCUUCCAUUCCGCUGAUGCUGAGCACUGACGACACGACUAGCGGUGAUCGUUUAGCAAUCGGCUGUCGGUUUUCUUUUUGUCAGGUCCGCCAUUGAGACGCUAUCGGUGCACUUUUUUCACUGAAUGUUCACUAAUGCUAGAUCGAAUUUCAUGUUGAACUGCAAGUCUGGAGAAAAUCGAGCCCUGUACCAGCUACGUGAACACUUCUGUGCGAGCCCAGCGCUGUAUUUUGUAGAGGAAUUACUCUUUAUUUGAUUCCUUUUUGCCGAACCCAUCUCAUUAUCUACUAAAAAUUGAUCUUUGCUGGGCCCGACAUUUAUAGUCCGACUCCGGUGUGUCGAAACCGAGUGUAUAGAUGUCGGUCCUGGUCUUGAAUUUUUACUCAUUACCUUACGCCCGACCUUUGAGCCUAAUUGUCGUGAAAGUACCCAGCAACUUAUUUGUUUGUAAAGUUCCUGCUAUUUUUUGUUUUGUAUCAUGUGUUGGCUAUGGCCACUAGAUUUUGUGCCAAUCAAACUGAGGAUUACUACCAAGCGUGUGUUGCUAAACAUAUAUUUGCUAAUGAGAUAAGUGUAAUAUGUGAUUGACUGAUAAGUCCGUCCAGCAUUGCCUUAAGCGUUUUCAUCUUGUAUAUGUAAUUGUGCGCUCGUACACAGUUCAUUAUUAUAUGUACUCCGAUGGUUAGUCAAUAAUUGUGGCAGGGAUAGAAAUCGGUAACACAAGAGGCUUUUUCAUGCUGUGAAGAACAACUAAAUAUACACAUAUAUUUAUGUAUGCAUUUUGGGGCCAUUAUAUUGCGGUUUUUGCUCACCGCUGCUAUUCCAGAUAUGCAUAUGUGCCGCACGGUCUGCCGUUUCGGCGUAUGCCGAUGUUCUGACCAGUGAUUUAUUCAGUGACUUACUAAAUACAGGGAGAUUGGAACA
Messenger RNA from Amphibalanus amphitrite, 2343 nucleotides. Its product is annotated as protein rogdi-like. Gene Ontology annotation, cellular component: RAVE complex. The record is from RefSeq and is a predicted model, not a curated record. The coding region runs from base 161 to 1069 and encodes 302 amino acids. The transcript is spliced from 2 exons. Lineage: Eukaryota; Metazoa; Arthropoda; Thecostraca; Balanomorpha; Balanidae.